Molecule: messenger RNA, 1727 nt
Organism: Podospora pseudocomata
Lineage: Eukaryota; Fungi; Ascomycota; Sordariomycetes; Sordariales; Podosporaceae
Exons: 3
Coding region: 282-1727 (481 amino acids)
Biological process (GO): negative regulation of silent mating-type cassette heterochromatin formation; negative regulation of rDNA heterochromatin formation
Cellular component (GO): cytosol; Rpd3L complex
Source: RefSeq, a predicted model, not a curated record
GGAACAAGCGCCAAAGCUGGGGUUCUGGGCAUCUCCGUUCCCGUCAUCGCCUGGUCGCCAUCAUUUUCGCGACAGCAUUUGAGCUUCACCAGCCACGCUCGUCACCACACCCAGAGCCCUUUUCUUGAAAAAAAAAAAAGAAAUUGAAACCGCGCGACAAUAUCUCAUUUACUACCAACAUCUUCUCCCCAUACACUGCUUGCGCCCAGGUCCCAGGGAGCUUCGGCCAACAGAAACCGGAAAUCUGCAAAGGAGGGCGCCCCAGGCCAGAAACCGCCAAAAUGUCAAACCAGCAGCAAGCUUUGGUCAUGGAGACCAUAAUAGGCAUCCGGAAAAAGCUUAAGAGGAAAUCCUACGACUCCGACUCCGACUCCUCGAUUGACCAACCCACUAACCGCGGAAACAAACUCAAAAAGAGGUCGAGAUUCGUCGCGCGAGGGAGGCUUACCGGCUCCGCGGGCCCCGCUGCAUAUAAAGAGAUCGCCGAGCACGCAGGCUACCAAAGAGCCAUUAUUAACCACAACCCGCCGCUGAUUGACGAGGAUGGCUACGAUAUCACGAGCGACGACGAUGAACAGGAGGUGCAGGAGGCCAUCGCGAGCGCCAUGGAUGAAAACCCGUACUCUGAUGUUCACCUCGAACAGAUCUUUGCCCCCUUAACCUCGGUUACCGACCUGCCUACACAUCCGGCCAUGUCGAAACCCUUCACUUCGAAAGCCCUUACCGAAUUGGUUGACCAGGCGCGCAUCAUCAUGCAGAGCGAAAAUAAGGCGCUUUGGAAGGUCAAGCCUCUGUUGACCAAGCUGGUUGGGGAUAAUACUUGGGUUCCAUGUGGACUUAUGAGCGGUCCCAGCGACGCUUCUCUCUUUACAGAUCCUACAAGGUUCUUCAAUCGCCCCGACCGGCAGCGUCUUCGCCCAACAGCGCCCCCUGUUGCGGCCCUUACGAAUGGGGUAAUGUCGGCUCAUGAAGGCACAUUUGCCGAGUCGGCUGUACGUGAAAGGAUCGAGGGCGUUCUUUCGGGGCCAAGUGCUCCAGCUUCGGAAGACACAGUCGAUGGAGAAACAUUACCAGAUGCCCCAGUUGUUACAAACGGCGAAACAAAUACAGAGGCGCCGAAGCCAGCAGAGUGCCCGAAAGAGCCUCCACUAGUGAACGGCGACAGCAAACCAGAUGAAAGGCCAGCGGAGGAGGCGCAUUCGGGCGACACGACCAAGGAUGAAGAAGACGACGAAGACGUGGUCAUGGCCGAGGCGCCAAAAAGACGAGAUAUUCUGAACCGACCAGAUAUUCGACUAGAACCGCCGCGCAGCAAUGGUACACCAGCCGUGGCGCCCACAAGCGACCCGUUCGGCCCAGACGCCCCUUUUAUACAUCCCAUGUUUAUCGCUCCUCGAGAAGUUCGCCAGGAUCGCAACAUGGGACUGGCCGAGCACGAGGCAGAAGAGCUGCGGCGAUGGCUACAAGCAUAUGUGCAAAAACAGGAAGAAGUGUGUCGGGGUGCAAAGAAGCUUUAUGAACAGCUCCUUCGUGCAGACAGGCUGCGGAAACAGGUGUUGAUGUGGGCCAAGGCAGAGGCGCACUGCGGACCAAACAACCACAUGUCGGACGGGGAAGACUGGUACGACAAGGAGGAGUGGGGCCUGACAGAAGACUUGAAGAAGGGAGAGGACGAAGUGGAAGAGGAUGUGGGCACGACACAAAAGAAGACGAGGAACAGGAAGUAG